Molecule: messenger RNA, 1524 nt
Organism: Nelumbo nucifera (sacred lotus)
Lineage: Eukaryota; Viridiplantae; Streptophyta; Magnoliopsida; Proteales; Nelumbonaceae
Product: grpE protein homolog 2, mitochondrial-like
Biological process (GO): protein folding; protein import into mitochondrial matrix
Cellular component (GO): PAM complex, Tim23 associated import motor
Molecular function (GO): protein homodimerization activity; adenyl-nucleotide exchange factor activity; protein-folding chaperone binding
Source: RefSeq, a predicted model, not a curated record
GACCUAAAAGGAACUGACGGACAAAUACAAUCGAAUGGAUUAAAAGACCUCGUAACCUUUACAAAAAUACUCUAAAACUAAUUCCAUAUCCAGGGGUAGUUUCGCCAACUAAAAUGGAAAAAUAUCCCAAAAAGAGCACAAACUUCCCUCCUCCGCCUCCCUCCGGUCGCCAUUAGACGAUUCUUUCAGAAGAUAGCUUGCUAUUCUGAAUUAACCAGGAAUGUUCGUUUCAAGGAUUUUUUCUCGGAUUUCGAGAAACGUUUCGAUUCACGCCCGAGGCGUCCUCGUCUCUUCUCGCCACGACCAGUUACCGGUUUUGCCCAAUAGUUUUCAUUCUCUCCGUGAAUCAAUUGACAAGUGUUUCCCAAGUCAGGCUACUUGGCUUCCUUCAGCCCUUAAUACGUUACUGACUCAGCAAUUUGGUAUCUCUUCCUCUGCUUCUCCUCAACCAAAUGAAAAUGAGACUAACCAGUCUGGAGAUGAACAUGCACAUGACACCCCUGUAAAUGCUGAGGCCACAAAGACAAGUGAAGAUACUAAAGCACCAGAGAAAAUGGAAGGAACAGGUUCUAGUUCAGAACAUAAAUCUCCUGCCUCUGAAUCUGUCAAGAGGAGGAGGAGAGUAACUAAACGUACUGCAUUUUCUGAUUCAGAUGAUGAAAAGGAACCCUCUUUUGAUGAUUUGGUAAAACUUGUUGCCGAGAAGGAAGAACAGUUGAAGGCGAAGCACAAGGAGAUUGAAAAAAUGCAAGAUAAAGUUCUCCGUACUUAUGCAGAAAUGGAAAAUGUAAUGGAUAGAACAAAACGUGAAGCAGAGAACUCUAAAAAAUUUUCUAUACAGAGCUUUGCAAAGAGCCUUUUAGAUGUUGCAGACAACCUUGGAAGGGCUUCCUCAGUUGUCAAAGAUAGCUUCUCAAAGAUUGAUGCAUCCAAAGACACCGUUGGAGCUGUACCACUUCUGAAAACACUUCUGGAAGGUGUUGAGAUGACUGAUAAGCAGCUUGUAGAGGUGUUUAGAAAGUUUGGAGUGGAGAAGUUUGAUUCAAUGAAUGAGCAGUUGGAUCCACAUAGGCAUAAUGCAGUCUUCCAAAUACCUGAUAGUUCUAAGCCUCCUGGCACUGUGGCUGCAGUUCUGAAGCCUGGAUACAUGCUCUAUGAUCGGGUAAUUCGGCCAGCUGAGGUUGGUGUUACUCGGUCUUUGGACAGUGGAGCUGGUGAAAAUGCUGAAGCCUGAAAGUUGAAACGUGGUCAAUUUACUCCCCCCCAGUCAUCCAGUUCUCAUUGCCAUAUACAUGUUUGGUCGAGAGCCCUGUGUAAUUCCAUGAGUAAGAGAAGGAAUUAUAGUGAUCUGAACUAGAUUGGUUGUAGGGACUGUUUCCAGUGCAUGUCUGAGACAAAUUUUCCCUACACCAUUUGUUUAUUCACAUAUUAUUGUGCGAGAGAGGGUCCGAAGAAGGUUUUGAAUCUUGAAAUCAAUUUUAAGCCAAAUUUAAUUUGCCAUGAUGGCAUCAAGUUGAAUAUCUA